AUGUCUCAGCCCAGGCCCAACCAGGGGUCUGUCAGGUCGGACAGCAUACCUCGCGACGACCGUGGGCCUGACGCAAGAUCAGCCUCGUCCUCCUCUGUGGCACAGGUGGCUUCUUCAUCCUCCAACGCCUCUCCAUCGUCGUCGUCUGCUGCACUCCGCGGAUCUGCCGAUCUACGGAGACCAUCUCUACCAUACCCGUCCGAGGCUCCCGUAGCAUCGUCCUCUUCUCACACCGCCAGCUCCACAAAGGUCGGCAGUCAAAGCAGUGUAAUGUCCGAGGCAUCGGCCAAGAGCUCUUUGCAGUCUGCCACGCCCGAUUCAGAGUCCACUGCCACCAAGGUCCAUUUUGGCCCAGCCGUUCGGAGGGGCGGUUGGAGGAAUUUUGCUUCCGUGGCUGUCUCACGCGAUCACAGCGAGCAGGGCAGUACGGAUGAAGAAAAUGGUGGAGCAAAUGCCGUAUCGGGUAGGAGACCCAGCACGGUCAAGCGCGGUAGUGGUUCAUCACGGCAUUCCAGCUCUGGACGGCGUAUAUCUACUAAGAGUUUGGGAGAUGAUGAUGAUGAUGAUGAUGAUUACGGAGACAAUGAAGAUGAUGACGGCGUCGGGCAAGGAGAUGGCGAGGACGCUACUGGGACAUGGUCCCAGACAGGACCAUUCGGCGGACCGAUGUCGGGGGCCUCUCUCGAGGAAUUGCCUACCAUGCCUACACCUCGCAGCUCCUCACCAUCCAACAGCGGGCUGAUGGACGCUGCUCCAAAUCUCGAUUGGGCAAACUUCAUUCACGCGUAUGCUCUAGGCAAGUGGAAUCCGUCCAAGGAGCCGAAGCCUCCGGGCCAAUCAAGCGUGGUACCUGGCAUCUCGACCCGUAUCGCGUACCCAGCAUCAACCUCUGAGGAAGCUGGCGCGAGUGAUGGAUACAUCACCCCAGAACCCUCAAUCGGCGGCAGCCGGCGCCCUUCCUUGAGCUACGAUGUUCAAGGUUUAAGCGAGCAGGUGGUAGCCCCAACGCCGGCUGAAGGCGUCAAGGUUCCGCUGCCCUCACUCUAUACUGCUCUGGAGGCGGCGCGGAGGCGAGGCAGCAUCCCUUUCUCUCCAGCUGACUUUGGUGGCAGGCCCACUACAUACAUCAACCCUGCUCUGUUCAGAUCGGCCGGCACGGAGGAAGUAACCGACGACGUCUUCCGCCGGCGUCAAGCAAUGGAACAAAGUUCUGAGUCGUCUGCGGCCAAGCCCGGUACUAAGUCCACUCCUGCGAAGAGCACACGGCUCGCUUCGUACGUCUCACCUGACUCUGAUCCGUCUACAGGGAAUGAAAUGGCCGACACGUCGGCAGAGCUUGCCGAAGAGAUGCAGUCAUCACCCCGGAGUGCACCGGAUUUGUCACUUCCAUCCACAGGUCUUGGUCAAAAGCCUCGCUUUGAUGAGUCCGUCUGGCGCUCUGCGCACCACGUUGGGACCAUGACAGAUGCUUGCGAGCAGCCUGCACCAGAGUUCAAGGGCCGUAACAACACGAGCACAAUCGAGCGACAAAGUAAGGACGUACCUCUGGCGGCAAACGAGCGAGCGAAAUCCGAUGAUGCUCAAGCGACCGACGGAGUCGGAGCUGUGGCAUCCGCUGCGACGCCAUUCCCUGCUCGCAUACAAGAUGCACCGCAUCUGCGACCAGGACCGACUCCUGUCCAGCUACAGGACUACAGAUGGGGUGAAGGUACUACUCCCGCGGUGUGGCAGUCAGCACCCGAGGGAUUCCUAUCCGAAUGGCGGAUCAAUCCUCAGAGUGGUACAGAGGCGCCUGCACCUAUACCGAACGAGGCACCUUUCUGGAUCGGCCAAGCAGGGGAGAAUGGGACCGUUGCAGGUCUGCGUCGAGCUGCUCGUCGCGCUAGUGUGCUCAAAGGAUCGGAUUCUGGAGAAGACCCUCUAGCGACAGUGAAGCCGAUCAAUAUCCACAUGAAAAGCUACGUUUCAGACCCAGGUGAGCGGGCGAUCGCUGCAUCGCAGCCCCUUGCGCCGAAAUCUCCACUUGCUUCGAAGCAGACGCUAGCUCCGGCAUCGGAAGACAGCCAAGAGCUGCAAGAUGGUUCAGCCUCGCCUCGCUCUGCAGUACGCACUUCGAGUAUGCAGUCGGUGGCUCCAUCCGAAGCGGCCAAUGCAAAGUCGCGCUCGGUUACCAAGGAUUCGUCGCCGAUGAUGAUCGUAACGCACAAGCAAAAAGGUAAGAAGGGUGCAUCAGAUUCGAAUGAGCUGUACCUGGAAGCUGGAAAGCAGGCCGAGAACUUCUACAUCGAGCAUGGGUACCUUCCCGCUAUCAUCCCACCUAAUGAGGCUGAGCGACGCCAGGCACUGAAUCGAUAUGGCUCUGCAGGAUCUAUAGGCAACCCUCAUUUUGAUCGAGUCGGUCAUCUUGUUCGCCUGGUGUUCAACGCGGAAGUGGUCUUAAUCAGUCUUGUGGGUACCAAUUCGCAGUAUCUUCAGACAGCCCUUGGUGGGCAAGGUAUUUCACACGAGCACCUUCAGAAGAUCGCAGGCUCAAGACACUGUUCGUUCUGUGCUCAUGCGAUCCUACAAGACAGCGAUGAACCUCUCGUAGUCAUGGAUACAACCAAGGACUGGAGGUUCAUGGGCAACCCUCUCGUAGUCGGCAGCCCUUUCAUGCGCUUCUAUGCUGGUGCACCUCUUCGGACAGCCGACGGAUUCAAUCUCGGAAGCUUGUGUCUCGUCGAUACUAAGCCGAGAGAAGAGUUCACUGACAAACAGCGACAUACACUAAAAGAAUUCGCCGCCGUUGUCAUGCGGGAGAUGGAGCUUGCGCGAGACAACAUUCAUCUCACCUUGCGACAUCGUAUGCAGACGUCUAUCGAGGUAUUCGCCCGCAAUUGUCUUGAGAUGGAGACGAACGCCGCCGAUGACGAUAAUGGAAGCGAAAAUGCACACGGGCUCUCAGACCUGUACGUCUCGGCCGCGAAGGCGAUGCGCGAAGCGCUCCAAGCCUCGGGCUCCGUCGUCUUUGACCUCUCUCACUUUGAGAUCAUCGACUCUCCAAUCAACAACGGCAAUGGCUCUGUCGGGCCAGGCGGCAGUAAGAUCUUCUACCCGAGCCCGAUCUCGGCUCCAGACGUGACUCCCUAUGCCAGCUUUGACGACCCGACUUCGAUUCAGACCAUCAACUCUUCGGGUGCGUUGGCAGAGGAGUCCAUCCAUUCGCAGCUCGUCCCUGCCAUGGCAGUCUUGGGAGCCGACGAAGACAGCUCGGCGCCUGCUAGCCGCGAGGAUCCUGUGCCCUUGUCGCACCACAUUCGCGUCGCCGAAUUCCUCCGCAAGCAUCGACUCGGUCACUUCUAUCCGGUGAUUCCUCAGAUCUUCCGACAUCUUUUGCCUCCCAACGUCAGCAACCUCGUCCUCGUGCCAAUCUUCGGUCUCAAUAAGCAGCCCUUCGCUCUGAUGUGCGUCUACUCCGCGCUCAGUCGUAAAGGGCCUGCUCUCGAAGACCUUCAGGUCUCUGCACUGCAGUACAUCCGCUCGAUGGGUACAAUCAUCCUCAGCGCUGUGCUAAAGAAGGACAUCAUGCUCGCCGACCAGGCAAAGAGCCACUUCAUCUCCAAUAUCUCUCACGAGCUCAGGACGCCUCUGCAUGGUAUCCUGGCUUCCGCUGAAUUGCUCACUGACACCAAGUUGAACAGCACUCAGGGUAGCUACCUUGAGACGGUCGAAGCCUGUGGAAAGAGUCUGCUCGAGCUUGUCAACCACGUCCUGGACUUCACCAAGCUAAGCGGUGGAGCUCGCGUCAAGGGCAAUGCUGUCCAUUCUCUUACGCCCUGUGACCUCGUCAAACUGGUGCAAGAGGUCUGCGAAAGCAGCUGGAUCGGACAGAUGGCCAGGAGACUCGAGAGCCAGCAGUCCGCCGGUAUCGGCAGUGCCUAUGGCAGUGGCACUGCGGGCAGCAGUCCUACAGGCGCUCACGACUCUGAGAAUGAAGAAAAAGCUGGUGGAGCUCAGGGCGCCAAAGGGAAGAAGAUGAAGACCGGCGACGUCGAAACCAUCAUCGAUGUUUCGUUGCGGCGUUCAGGCUGGCUGGUCAACUGUGACGCUGGUGGUAUUCGUAGGGUGCUGAUGAACCUCAUUGGCAACUCACUCAAGUUUACGCCCACCGGAUUCGUUCACGUAUCGCUGAGGGAGGUUCAGAGCACUGCAACUCAUGUGGUAGUAGAGCUUAGCGUUACCGACACUGGACGUGGAAUCUCGAAGGCCUUCCUGGAGCAGCAGCUCUUCCAUCCCUUUACUCAGGAGAACGAGUUGGGCCCUGGUACAGGAUUGGGUCUCUCGAUUGUCAACAGUAUCGUGCAGUCGCCUUCCAUCAAUGGGAAAAUCGAUGUCUGGAGCACUGUCGGUCAAGGAACAGAGAUGCGCAUCACUUGCGAGAUGGCCGUUGCCGCGCCUGACGACAUCGAAGGGGCUGUCUACCAGCCUUCUUUGAACCUCAAGCAGUCAAAGCGUGUGUCCUUUGCUGGUUUCGAAGACACCAAGGGUCAGACGGAUCUCAAGCAAGUCCUGCGGAACUAUUUCGAGGGCUGGUGGUACUUUGCGGCCUGCAAAGAGGGGCCGGAGAAUGCCUACAGCGGCGACAUUGUCAUUCUGAACGAAGACGCUGGACUCCUCGAGGACAUUAGGAGCAAGCGUCGCGGCCGACAUUUGCCUCCGGUCAUCUUGCUCACAGGUUCCCGCGGUGACACAGAUGUGACAGAAGCCUGCGAGGCAUAUCACGCUGCGGGCGGAAUUGCUCGCAUGCUUUUCAAGCCUGCUGGACCCGCCAAGCUUGAAGCCUUGGUCGACUUCUGUCUACAGUGCCUGGACAGGAUUGACACGGGAGACCCCGUGGAGGAGACCCAGACUGCCCCAUCUACGCCUCUACCAUCGCCUGCUCCUUCGCCUGCUGUCCGUCUCGACAUGGAAGGAUCUGACAGUUACUUCGCUCUGCCGAGCAGUGAAGACAGGGAGGACCAGGGCGUGGGCACAGAGACUGCCAAUACCCCAAGCAAUCUUGCUCCAGCGCUUCCGACUCCUUGGCGCGAAGUCGCUGCAGGCGAAGAAGAUGAAACGCCUCGAACUGGGAGCUCGAGGGCUCCCCUCUCGCCUCUGAAGAGUGAUGCUCCUCACAUCUCACCAGCUCUCAUUGACCUGGUCAAUACUGGUCUUGUGCGACGGCAUUCGACGGAAGACCACGUCGUCCGUCAUCGGACGAGGGACGGUCCACCGUCAGCCAGAAGAUUGGUCGAUGGCUCAAGUCGAGCUGCUCAGCAAGGUGUGGAGGGUAUUCGUGUCGAGGACGAGGCGGCAAGGCGAGCCAGUGCUGAGGCUUUGAUCGCUAGCAAGCGCCCACAGAUGAAGGCCUCGCCGGGUUCGCGCCCCCUGAUGCCUCCGCGAUCGAUCACCUUCCACGCCGAGCCCAGGCUGGAAAAUCACGUCACCUUGUCGCCCUCUAUCUGGAGAGAUCUCAACGCCUCCGACUACUUUUCCAUGUCUCAACAAGGUAGCGGUGCCGAGGCUGAGAAGAAAGCAGGUCCGGGCUCAACGGCUUCGGCAGUGCCUCUUGAGGAUCCCUCGCCCAAGCAGGCCACGAUUCCUCUGACGCCCAUCACACCUGGUGCCUUGGUACCCAUCGAAGGCAGCGAUGGUCAUGUCCUACGCAGCGCCAUCGGCACCGUAGAUGGUGCCAUUAGUCCAGCCCAUGUCCCAGGCACCCGCAAGCUCCGCGUCAUGGGUGUCGACGACAACAAGAUCAAUAUCAAAAUCCUCGCUGCCUUCUUGGGUAAGCUGGACGUAGACUUCAGCUCUGCCUCGAAUGGCGCCGAGUGCGUGGAGCUCUUUGAACGCACAACGCCCGCUCUUGACGUCAUCAUUCUUGACCUGACAAUGCCCGUCCUCGACGGCUUCCAGGCUACAUUGGCCAUUCGACAGAAGGAGGCAGAGAGGAGGGAAAAGGCCACCAAGGGCAGCGGUGCCUCAAGGCGACCCUCGGCACCUCAACCUCGCGUUAAGAUCCUUUGUCUCACAGGGCGUAGCUCGGCAGAGGAUAAGAGGAAGGCCUUUGCCUGUGGAGCGGACGGGUUUAUGACGAGACCACUCAGUCUAAAGGUCCUCUCGUCGGUGCUCAAGCUCUUGACGCAACCUUCACAGAAGUAG
This is a messenger RNA of Microstroma glucosiphilum, 6180 nucleotides long. RefSeq lists its product as hypothetical. The transcript has a single exon. The record is from RefSeq and is a predicted model, not a curated record. Gene Ontology annotation, biological process: phosphorelay signal transduction system; protein autophosphorylation. Bases 1 to 6180 code for a protein of 2059 amino acids. Gene Ontology annotation, molecular function: phosphorelay sensor kinase activity; histidine phosphotransfer kinase activity. NCBI's taxonomy places the organism in Eukaryota, Fungi, Basidiomycota, Exobasidiomycetes, Microstromatales, Microstromataceae.